UGGUUAACCGAUACAUAAGUUUUAUAUUGGAAAACAGGUUGAUGAGAAGUAAAAAUUGAUGUGGCGUUCACAUUUUGCGAUUGAAUGUUUCUCAUUUUGUGACACUAAUGAUUAUAUAUAAUUUUUUCAAUGAUUGGGCAAUGAAAACCAAAAACAUGGUUCCUAUGAUUUACGAAUGGCUCCUUGUGUUAACGGACGUAAGUACUAUGAAAUGGUGACUCCUCGUGUUGAAGAAACUGUCGUCAGAAGGUUUGGUGUGUCCUACUAGUGCAUGGGCUUGUUAACCAACAAGUUGGGCCCGUUUCAAAUGGUCAGGUGUUGGGCUAAAAAUAAGGCUACAGAGGAACAAUCUCUUUCGACUUAGCAAAUUUCCAGAGAAGUGGAAUUAGAGCGCAACCUGAACCGGAAGUAUGCACAUAAUGUAUUAGAAAUAGCUGGAGGGAUCGACGAACUCAGAGCUCCAGAAAUCUGUGACCGAAAUCAAAGAGAAACGGAGAAAUAGAGAAAAUGGCUUCCCCGUCUACGUUCAGCGGCGAUGAGACUGCUCCUUUCUUUGGCUUCCUUGGCGCUGCUGCUGCACUUGUUUUCUCAUGCAUGGGAGCUGCGUAUGGAACCGCGAAGAGCGGUGUUGGUGUGGCUUCCAUGGGUGUGAUGAGACCCGAGUUGGUGAUGAAAUCAAUUGUGCCCGUGGUUAUGGCUGGAGUUUUGGGUAUAUACGGUUUGAUUAUUGCUGUGAUUAUCAGUACUGGAAUCAACCCUAAGGCCAAGUCAUAUUAUCUCUUCGAUGGAUACGCUCAUCUCUCAUCUGGUCUCGCUUGUGGUCUUGCGGGUCUCUCUGCUGGUAUGGCCAUCGGCAUCGUAGGAGAUGCAGGUGUUAGAGCAAAUGCACAACAGCCAAAGCUUUUUGUUGGGAUGAUCCUGAUUCUCAUUUUUGCUGAAGCAUUGGCCCUCUAUGGCCUCAUUGUUGGCAUCAUCCUUUCUUCCCGAGCUGGUCAGUCAAGAGCUGAGUGAAGUUGGAGAUGGUGUCAUCUGUUUUGUGAUCCAUUAGGAAUUAUUUUAUAUAGUUGGAAUGGGAAAGUUAUCUACUCGAGAAUUUGUCUCCAGUUUCAUAGUGUGAUUUUCUGCCAAAUGGAUUUUUAGUUCAGUGGUAUUGUUAUAGUGAAAUGCAGGGUUAGUUAUUAGUUCUUCCUUUAAUUAAAGAUCUCAUUGUUUCAUUGUUCAUGUUGUAUUUUCUGGAUAUAUUCAAGUUUCCUUUUUUUUUUUUU
Messenger RNA from Jatropha curcas, 1265 nucleotides. RefSeq names its product V-type proton ATPase subunit c1. Gene Ontology annotation, molecular function: proton-transporting ATPase activity, rotational mechanism. Lineage: Eukaryota; Viridiplantae; Streptophyta; Magnoliopsida; Malpighiales; Euphorbiaceae. Gene Ontology annotation, cellular component: proton-transporting V-type ATPase, V0 domain. Gene Ontology annotation, biological process: proton transmembrane transport. The record is from RefSeq and is a predicted model, not a curated record.